GCAAGAACUACCGGCCAUUUAUAGUCAUCCCAUCCAGGUCAAUUGCACAAUACUAAUGAAAACCGCCCCUCAUAGCAUCGAUGGAGUGCUUCUUCAUGUCGCCAAGCCAAUCCCUGGCGCAACAGAGACCCUGAGAUAUCUCCAAAAGAACAACAUCCCGUUCAUCCUGCUGACCAAUGGCGGCGGCAAGCACGAGACGGAAAGAGUGGCCGACCUGAGCUCCAAGCUCGAUGUGCACCUGACCACGGACAACUUUGUGCAGUCUCACACACCCUUCCAGGAGCUCGUCCACGGCCCGGAGGGCCUGCACGACAAGAACAUCCUCAUCACGGGCUCGGACGCGAACAAGUCACGCACAAUCGCAGAGACGUACGGCUUCAAGAACGUCAUCACGCCCGCAGACAUCCUCAUGGCCCACCCCACGGUCUGGCCGUUCGAGCCGCUCAUGGAAGAGCUCUACGCCAAGACUGCACGGCCGCUGCCUGAGCCGCAGCCCAAGAUCGACGCCAUGUUUGUCUUCAACGACCCCCGCGACUGGGCCCUCGACAUCCAGAUCAUCACGGACCUGCUCCUCUCCGACGGCGGCGUGCUCGGCACGUACUCGUCCAAGAACGGCAGCAAGGACCUCCCCAAUGCUGGCUGGCAAGAGGACGGACAGCCACCGCUGUACUUUUCGAACCCGGACCUGUUCUGGGCCGCGCGUUAUCACUACCCGCGCUUUGGCCAGGGCGCCUUCCAGGCCGCGAUGGCCGGGAUAUGGAGCGAGAUCACGGGCGGCCAGGCGGAGCUGCGCCGCACCGUCAUCGGGAAGCCGUACAAGCAGACGUAUCGGUACGCCGAGCGCGUGCUCAACGCACACCGCGCCAGGGUUCUCGGGAUCAAGUCCGGCGGCGACAAGGUCCAGGACGACGACGACAGCAGCAUGCCGCCUCUCAGCCGGGUGUACAUGGUCGGAGACAACCCGGAGAGCGACAUCCGUGGAGCCAAUGACUACGAGAGCCCCGUGGGCACGGACUGGACGUCGGUGCUGGUUCGGACGGGCGUGUGGUCGGCCGAGAGGGGCCCGCCGGCGCAUGAGCCCCGGGCGGUCGUGGAUGAUGUCGCUGGUGCUGUGGACUGGGCACUCAAGCAGGAAGGCUGGCGGUAGAUUGCCCAAGAGUUGGUUCGUCGCGGGUAUUGUCACGUCUCUCGCAAGACGAUUCACAUGGCUAGAUCAGAUCCCAAAGAUAGUGUGCGUGCGUAUGCAUUGGACCAUUACCGGAGUGGUGACUCGCGGAAGCCUCGAUCGCUACUGUAAAACUCCAUGCUCUGGCAGGGCAGUUGGCUGCCACCCUGUUGAUCCAUCAUCGGCGCAGAUUGCGACUUUUUUAUAAACAUCUCUACAGUAGCUCAGCUCGUUGCAACGCAUUCCUGGAGACGAUGUCCGUCCACCUUGACCCAACGGCGCCCGCAUGUUACACUGGGCUAGUAGGGCCAAUCACGAGUUGAGAUCAGAGCACGUGGGAUAUUCCUGGCAACCAGAAUACCAUGAUAAACAAAACAAUCACAUUGCGAAGAUUUGUCAGCCAGAGAUAGCCGGCAAGAAUUGCUC
This is a messenger RNA of Microdochium trichocladiopsis, 1591 nucleotides long. Its product is annotated as putative HAD superfamily hydrolase. Gene Ontology annotation, biological process: glycerophospholipid biosynthetic process. NCBI's taxonomy places the organism in Eukaryota, Fungi, Ascomycota, Sordariomycetes, Xylariales, Microdochiaceae. The coding region runs from base 56 to 1147 and encodes 363 amino acids. The transcript has a single exon. Gene Ontology annotation, cellular component: mitochondrion. The record is from RefSeq and is a predicted model, not a curated record.